GCUUAUACAUGCUUACUCUUCUAUGCAUAGUCUCCAUGGUCAAAUCAGAAUCAUGUUUGUGUUUUUUGCGGUUCAAAUUGUUUUCAUCUUAUAACAUAUCGUAUCUUUAAGUUAUACGUCAACACAAUAUUAUUACUAUGUUUAGUAAUAGAAAACGUUAAAAUUACACCUCAAAAAAUAGAUGAUGUAAAAUGUAAUUCUAUGUUUUAUUUACAUUAUUGUUUAGAAUCUGGAUGUAUGCUGAGUAGGCAUUAGUUUGUUAUUGAUGUGUACUAGCAUCAAAGAAUGAUAAAACAAUUUCACGAUAUGCAUCAACCUAAAUUCUUGAUUAGUAUUAAAAAUCUUUGAAAACUCAACAAAAAUAAGAAAAGUAAUAUAAUAGUUGAUGAUUUUAACUGUGAUAUACUUAGCCAAGAAAUAAUAGGCCAUGAAUUUCUACAAGUAUUUCUAGAAAAUGGUUAUUGUCCAGGUUUUAAUAGUAUAACCAAACUAUCCACUAAUGACAACAAUAAAGAUAUUCUGCAUCAAACAUGGCUGAAGAUUUUGAUGUUGAAGCGAUGCUAGAAGCACCAUAUCAAAAAGGGGAAUUGGAUAUUUCUCAAGAAAAAAUUCCAAAAGAAAACGGUUCCCACCGCAAACUAAGCAAGAAUAAACAUCGUUCUCGAUCUCGAUCGCGAUCGAGAGAUCAUCGAGAUAAAGAGCGCAAGGACCGGGAUAAAGAUAGAAACAAAGAUAAAACUCGUGAUAGAGAUAAAGACCGUGAUAGAAGGCGUAGAUCUCGUUCAAGAGAUAGACGAGAUCGUGAUCGAGAUAAAGAUCUUGGAAAAGAUCGUGACAAGCGGAAUAAAGAUCGUGAUAGAGAUCGUGAUAAGAGAAGAAAACGUUCACUUACACCAAUAACACUACCUCGAGUUCGACAAACAUUUGGAAAAGCGGUCAGUCCAAUAAGAAUACAAAGUGAUGAACUUACACCUGAAGAAAGAGAUGCACGUACGGUAUUCUGUAUGCAACUGAGCCAGCGCAUUCGGGCUCGCGAUCUAGAAGAAUUUUUUUCUAGUGUAGGAAAAGUUCAAGAUGUGCGUUUAAUUACUUGCAAUAAAACAAGACGAUUCAAAGGUAUAGCAUACGUGGAAUUUAAGGAUCCAGAAAGCGUUACUUUGGCUCUUGGUUUAUCAGGACAAAGACUACUAGGAGUUCCUAUUGUUGUGCAGCACACUCAAGCCGAAAAAAAUCGUAUGGGAAAUUCAAUGCCGAAUUUGAUGCCUAAAGGAUUGAGUGGUCCAAUGAGAUUAUAUGUUGGUUCUUUGCAUUUUAAUAUUACUGAGGACAUGCUGAAAGGUAUAUUUGAACCUUUUGGUAAAAUUGACAAUAUUCAAUUGAUUAUGGACCCUGAAACAGGACGAAGUAAAGGAUAUGGCUUUAUUACGUUCCGUAAUUCUGAUGAUGCUAAAAAGGCAUUAGAGCAGUUAAAUGGAUUUGAAUUAGCUGGCAGACCUAUGAAAGUUGGUAAUGUUACUGAACGUACUGAUUUGGUUCAAGGUCCAUCUUUACUAGAUACUGAUGACUUAGAUCGCAGUGGUAUUGAUCUUGGUGCAACUGGUAGAUUACAAUUAAUGUUCAAGUUGGCUGAAGGCACUGGAUUAGAAAUACCUCCAGCGGCAGCCACUGCAUUAAAUAUAACACCUGUUAUACAAACUCCUCAAUCACAACAACAAACGGCUCCACCUAUUGCGACACAAUGUUUCAUGCUUUCCAAUAUGUUUGAUCCUCAUAGUGAACAUUCAACGAUCUGGGUUAAAGAAAUACGAGAUGAUGUAAUUGAAGAAUGCAACAAACAUGGCGGUGUAUUACACGUUUAUGUCGAUGAAGCUUCACCGCAAGGAAAUGUAUAUGUAAAAUGUCCAUCAAUUGCUACAGCCGUAGCUUCAGUCAAUUCUUUGCAUGGUAGAUGGUUUGCAGGCCGCGUUAUUACUGCUGCUUAUGUACCAGUUGUUAAUUAUCACUCUCUUUUUCCGGAUUCAGCAGCAGUACUUCAAUUACUUACACCCAGUAUUCCACGGAAAGGGAUAUAAGAAAAUUACAUAAUUACAAAUUUACCAAACUGUAAAAUAUAGAAGUGAUAAAUACUAAAACAAGACUUUGAAUCGAUGAGUAUGAUGAUGUAUCGUCAUUAUAGCAAUGGAUUAUUUCUUUUUGUAAAAAUUAUUAUCAUGUUUUACUAUCAUCUAUUAUUAAAUGAUGAAUUUCAUUCAUAUGAAUUGACUAUGUUUUAAAUAUAUUAGU
This is a messenger RNA of Phymastichus coffea, 2283 nucleotides long. RefSeq names its product RNA-binding protein 39 (gene Caper). The record is from RefSeq and is a predicted model, not a curated record. Gene Ontology annotation, molecular function: RNA binding. NCBI's taxonomy places the organism in Eukaryota, Metazoa, Arthropoda, Insecta, Hymenoptera, Eulophidae. The coding region runs from base 531 to 2072 and encodes 513 amino acids. The transcript is spliced from 9 exons. Gene Ontology annotation, cellular component: nucleus. Gene Ontology annotation, biological process: mRNA processing.